AAACAACCCAUUCAACCUCCUCUUUCCUCUCUCCCUCUGAAAAUUCGGGAUAUUGAGAGAGGACACCGCUUCAAUCCAUCUCUCACAAGAUACAAUCAGAACCAAUUUUCCUUCAGAAGUUAACUAAAUUAUGGAUCAGAUUAUGGGCAAGUUCGGAAGCUACUGGUUCAGUAACAAAGCCAACAAAGAACUCAAUUCUGUCGGCGAUGACAUCAACAGCUUGCAAAGCAGUAUUUCAGGGGGAGCUACCUGGUUUGUCAACAAAAUGAAAGGAAAAAUGCAAAAACCACUAACCGACCUCCUCAAAGAACACGAUCUACCCGUAGGCAUCUUCCCACGCGACGCCACAAACUACGAGUUCGACGAACAAACAAAAAAACUAACCGUCUUCAUCCCCGCCAUCUGUGAAGUCGGCUACCGUGACUCAUCCGUGUUGCGGUUCUCAACAACUGUGACCGGUUACCUUGAGAAAGGAAAGUUUACAGACAUCGAAGGACUCAAAACAAAAGUCAUGAUUUGGGUCAAAGUCACUUGCAUUGCUUCCGAAGGAUCCAAGCUCCAUUUCACAGCCGGGUUGAAGAAGACCCGAACUCGAUCCGGUUAUGAGGUUCAUCGUGAUGGGAUUACGGUUGAGAAGUUUUGAGAUGUGUUUUAGUUGGUUUUGAGUUAUGGAAAAUGUGGGUGGAUGAUGUGUAUGUGUAUAUGGUUUUGAAUUUGUUGUGGAUUUGUUUAAGUUUUUGGUUGUUUGGUUUUGGUUUUAUGGUGGAUAGAGAAUAAUUUAUAAAGAAAAUAUUGUGUUUCAUUA
Lactuca sativa (garden lettuce) is the source of this 805-nucleotide messenger RNA. RefSeq lists its product as uncharacterized. NCBI's taxonomy places the organism in Eukaryota, Viridiplantae, Streptophyta, Magnoliopsida, Asterales, Asteraceae. The record is from RefSeq and is a predicted model, not a curated record.